AUGGACUCUGUCGGGAUACUUGAUAACCCCGACGCGUUCGAAGCGGAGAUGACAAACGGGGACGGAAAAGUAGAAGAAGAAGAGGCCGUCGGGGAGGACAAGGGAGCCGAGGAGGGUUACUGUGUUGAAUGUGAAGACCAACCGGCGAGCGUGUAUUGUGAAACGUGUGCAGACGACUUUUGCGACGUUUGCUACGAGGCACAGCAUCGCAAGGGAACCAGGAAAUUACAUAAAUCCAGACCAUUGGAGUUGCCCAGCCUUUCCGCGGCUAAUGAUGGCAUUCCCGCACAGCCCGAUACCGAUGGAGAACCCAAGGACGCUGAUGCCGAUGAAUCCGUUGAGGAUGACGGCGCUGACGAACCUGUUGCGGAAUCAAGCAACACCCGAACCAUAUCAUCACUUGCCAAACGCGCCAAGUCCAUUCCAUUGCGUCUUACCCUACAAGAACGAAAACUCCUCCGGCUACUAGAGUCUGCCCUCCACGUAUCGGAAUACACAGACCGCGUCGAUAUCCUGUCCUACAACUCGUCGCGGACCAAACGAGCAGCCGCCCAGAUCAGAGAACUAUGCUCCAUCCUCUCAGGCUUAUGUCUAGCCGCAGACUACAAAGCCGGUCAAGAACUGUUCGAGGGUCGGGAUUUUGCAGCCAACGAAGCUUGGUUCGCACGCGUUUUCGAGAUUGGGCGGAGGCAUAAAAUUAUGAAUCCGGACAAGAUGCGCGAAACGUACGGAAAACUAAUUUACCUUCUUAUGGAUGCCCGAUCGCCCGACGUCUCCGAUCUACUAGGGUUCUCUCCCAUCUCUCCCCUCGUCACUGUCUACUCGACCUUGGAGGCCCACGACGCGCUGGCAGUACUUGAAGACCCAAGACUGGAAAUUGCGACGCGAGAAAUUAUCAGUCCUCCCGGAGCCAGUGGUCGAGUGCGGGCCGAGGUCCAGAGGAACAUCAAGGAAAAGGAACGAGCGGUCGAGGCACUCGUCAACGAAUAUGCAGCGGGCGAGUGCAUUUACUCCAUCUCUGAUAACUCGGCGUUCCUUCGUGUCAAUCGCGAUCCGUGCGAAAUUAUGAUCGGGUAUUUGAAGAAGUAUUUCCAUCCGACCAAGUGCACGCCUACAAAGACUCUCGAGGAUGCUGCCAAGGUCGAGCAACCUAGCUUGGCUAUCAAGAACGGGCGCAACGGUGCCCGCCUAAGCCAUGACCAUUCCAAACAGUACACCUAUGUAUUACAAAGUCUGACACUCUGGAGAGAAAUUCUUGGUGACAUGUUCCACCUAUGGACUCUGGCCGAAACCGAUCUUUUGUCUACUACGUCCAUGUACAGACUGAGAGAUACCGGGCAAGGUCUGAAUAGGGUUCAACAUGCACCCAAAACGAGCCGAGAAAUGCACGCGAUAUUAGGUCGGGCGCAAAGAGACUUGGGUAGCUGGGUCGGCAGCAGCGUGAUUCACAUGGGCGACCACAACGUCCCCAACGCACUGCUCUUUAUCGACAAGUACUCCAAGUCUACCGCAUCCUCUUGCCGAUCACAAACGUGCUAUCGCAUAUCGCCAAUGAUGCGCGAGUUCGGGAUUAUGCGGAGCGCGUUUGAUGGGUCCGGGGCCGACUCGUAUUUCGAUGCGGGGAGCUGCAUAGAUGGUCGCCUCACGAGCGGUAUGUUUGCUUGGCAUUUAUUGAAUGGUUACGCAUCCAAUAUGCUACACCUUCGCCAAUUGUCCGAGCAAUGCAAAGAUUACAUCACCCGCUCUCUUGUGUCCUCGCUCGAGCUGGAGAAUCGCCUUCGUACAGCUUCGUCAAGCGACUUGUCUCGCCCGUUGGACAUGAAAUUCCACAACGAAUGGCGACAUCCGGACUGUCCAGUCAACCAAUGGUACAUCCAGCAGACCUCCUCUUCCACCCAGACCCUUUCCAUCCAACAUUGGCGCAACAGAAAGACGCCGUAUCGCCACGAGUAUUUGUUAAUUCGGCUUGCGGACGGUUCAAUAUAUCGACUUGAACGACUGGGUCAAGGAUCACGUGCUGCCGCAAUUAGCCGCAAGGGAUGUGCUGCCCACGACAUCAUUCAGCGAUUUCCACCUCACGCCUACCGAAAUACGCUGUUGGCCACAGAUCCCUCGGAGCUUGUCGUUGAGCUGGAUGCCAGAAGCUUCGACCUACUUGAUCGCUUCAACUCCAAUUUCUUGUGUGCAACGGUUCUAAUCAUCUUGGCUCGUCGCGUGGCCAAGUGGGAAUCAAGGGUCACGGAAGACGAAUGGCUCUCGAUCGUUGACAAUACGAUUAACAGGCUACAAAGUACAACAGCCGACGCUCACGAGUUCUUUGGCCUCACCAUUUCCGCCAUGAUCAACUCUGACCAGCCCACGCCUAGAAAGUUUAUACUGGACUCCAUCAGGAGCGAACUCGAAGGUAGCGGCCAUCGAAGCUUGAACAUCGAGGUUACGAUUGUUCGUGCGCUGAAUAGCUCGGAUCCAUGCGCAAUCAGGUUUAAAGAGACCCUGCAGACAGAAGUAUACCAUGAUUCACCAGAAGACCUCAAACUAUCCGAGUUUCGGCGUUCAAUAGUCACCAAACAAUCUGAUACACUGCUCGACUCUCUACAAACUAGCACGGCCUCGGUAACAGCCUCCUAUACCAUGGAUACGAAUGAAAAUCCGGUCCCUUGGAUUGUUCAUAUACGCUCAUCUCUCCACACAUCCAGUUUCUUUUUCACAUCUCUCCGUCAUUUUGGAGAAUUUCGGAGGGAUCUAAUACCUGGAUGCAGUCUAAUUGCCAAGGGAAAAACUACAUGGCGCACUUUCCCCCACGUUAUAAAACUAUCCCAUAUUCACAAUAUUAAAAGCUCUAUGAAGGGAAUUCCUCAACAAAACGAGGUGACUUACCUCGACGAUGCUAUUCAUAAUGAUAUUACGGACUCGGUGAUAACCAAUACCUACACUCUGAUCCAGCAGCACGUAGCCGCAGAUGACUAUGCUCAUAGAGUUCUCAUUGUAGCCAAUGGCUGGCUCAACAAGAAGAUCUGGACCCGUUGUCUCUCGGUCUGCGUGUCCGGAAAAGUGGAGGAAGGUUUAAACAUGAUUUUCAUGCGGGCACGAUUGAACACGAUUGAGACUGCACAGCAGGGUCAAGCCGAAGUGCAACGGCUGACUCCGGUCUUGGAGUUCAUCAAGGAUAUUCUGCGCCAGAUCCAAGCUCAUGCGACAGAAAUUGAGGCUCUUGGGCUCGCGACGGCUACUCUCAUUCAGAAUGAUAUUGAAGAGACAAUGUCCGAGAUAUGGAGGUUCUUGCCUAACGAGUAUGGAUAUGAGCCGAUCGAGGAUCUGAGCAUUCCUGAUACCGAAGCUCCUCCGUAUGAACCGAUUUCUGGACGGGAAAUUACCGUAUAG
Molecule: messenger RNA, 3381 nt
Organism: Rhizoctonia solani
Lineage: Eukaryota; Fungi; Basidiomycota; Agaricomycetes; Cantharellales; Ceratobasidiaceae
Product: type-III integral membrane protein of unknown function
Exons: 14
Coding region: 1-3381 (1126 amino acids)
Molecular function (GO): zinc ion binding
Source: RefSeq, a predicted model, not a curated record